AUGGAGAUGGGCUUCAAAAGUCGAAACAAUGUGAGGCUGACGGAAGGAGCCGUGCCCAGUGUACAGUCUUUAUCUUUGUCUGCUGCUAGCGCGGCUGCUAGCGGGGGUGCUAGUGCUAACGCGGGCUUCUUCUUGUUGCCCUUCACUUCAACCAUAACAGCAACAGAGAAGUUCUGCGAUCUGACGGUGAGGUCCGCCAUCAAGAUGCCAUAUGCCCAGCGCACCACCUGCCUGUAA
Knipowitschia caucasica is the source of this 237-nucleotide messenger RNA. The record is from the annotation of a GenBank genome assembly. NCBI's taxonomy places the organism in Eukaryota, Metazoa, Chordata, Actinopteri, Gobiiformes, Gobiidae.